Messenger RNA from Rubroshorea leprosula, 728 nucleotides. The record is from the annotation of a GenBank genome assembly. NCBI's taxonomy places the organism in Eukaryota, Viridiplantae, Streptophyta, Magnoliopsida, Malvales, Dipterocarpaceae.
AACCCGCCGGCGGCGGGUAACAUGAAUCAUCCCAACCGUCUCCAAAUUCCAAAUUCCAAAUUCCAAAUAGGAGGCUGCGGUUAUGAGACGAGCGAACAUGGAGAAGGUGAAAGAGUUCCUGGAACUGAGUGAGGAAGAAUCGGAGAUAGUCUCAAGGCUGAAAAUUCACCCUAACCGAGUCGGCCAUGAGCCGAGUUUCUACGAAGAUUUUGUUUUGCGGGGAAUCCGAGUUGACCGGGUGGAGCCUGGCUUCGUCUCCUGCACUUUCAAGGUCCCUCCUCGACUCACCGAUAGUAGUGGAAACCUAGCUACUGGUGCUGUUGCAAACCUUGUAGAUGAAGUUGGUGGGGCUGUGGUUCAUGUCGACGGUCUUCCCAUGAAUGUUUCAGUGGACAUGUCGAUCUCAUUUCUUGGAACUGCAAAGCUUAAUGAUGAGUUAGAGAUUACCUCGAGGAUUUUGGGACAGAGAGGGGGAUAUUCAGGAACAAUUGUUCUUGUUAAAAUUAAAGCAACUGGAGAGUUAAUUGCAGAAGGCCGGCAUUCAUUGUUUGGCAGACAUGCUAGUAAACUCUAGUUCCAUUCCAUCUUCCUGCAUGAAUUUGAUCUUGCAGAAGCCUCAACGGUGCUGGUGGAACUUGGAAAUUGAACUACUCUUCGUUAAUUAGUUUUCCUGUAUCUAAAAAAGUGUAUUUGGUGACUUUUGAGAUAAAUAAAGAUUCAGCAUGUCA